AUGUUCAAUCUUUUUCCAGCGGUUUUCCCAGAGAUCUUUCUCAUUAACGCAACUUUCAUUUCGCCCAUUCAUGGAGUUGUAUUCAGUACCUCUAAGAAGUAUGAUUAUCCGCCGUUAGCAAGUAAUGUGGGUUGGCUUGGAUUACUCAGUGUUCUAAUCACCAUACUGUUGCUCGCAGCUGGCGCACCUCUCCUAACUAUCGCCCAUUUCUUCCGGAAUAAUUUCUUUAGGAAAGACGAUUUUACAUAUUACCGCCAAAUCUUUCUUCCAUUAAGUACGGCUGGUACCAUCCUGAUGUGCUUCGAUUAUUUCGAACAAGAUAGGUUCAAUGCUUCUGAAUUCAUUGUCUCAAUCCCACUCUCUACUAGCAGUAUGCUCUUUAUGAUCUCGGCUUAUGAUCUAAUCGCUAUGUAUUCAGCUAUUGAGCCUCAGAGUCUAUGUUCUUAUGUGAUCGCAGCAUCGAAAAGGAACUCUGAAUUUUCCACGGAAGCCGGCUUGAAAUAUUUGAUUUUAGGCGCAUUUUCUCCUGGAAUAUUAUUGUUUGG
Cryptomeria japonica (Japanese cedar) is the source of this 545-nucleotide messenger RNA. RefSeq names its product NADH-ubiquinone oxidoreductase chain 2-like. The record is from RefSeq and is a predicted model, not a curated record. Gene Ontology annotation, biological process: ATP synthesis coupled electron transport. Lineage: Eukaryota; Viridiplantae; Streptophyta; Pinopsida; Cupressales; Cupressaceae. Gene Ontology annotation, molecular function: NADH dehydrogenase (ubiquinone) activity.